AUCUCUACCACAAAUUAAGAGACUAACUGGCUACAGUGCCAACAAGCUUUAAUAUUUUAAAAUGAAGUUAUUUUGUAUGUUCACUGUCACAAGCAGCAUUAAAAAAACACGGACUUAAUCAUGGAUAUAAAAUUAUCAUAUAAACAAUAAAUUGCACCAUGUGUGCUGCUGUUAACUCAUCACCUUCUUCUCCAUCGACACUGCGAACCCAGCAAAUUACGACUUCAAAUAAUACACCAAGCACAAAUAGCAGGUCCAAAGAUAAAUCGUAUGACUAUCUUCUCAAGUUUCUCCUGGUUGGUGAUAGUGAUGUUGGUAAAGAAGAAUUACUUUCAGGGAUGGAUGAUGGUGCAUCAGAAUCCCCUUAUGGCUAUGCUAGCAGUGGUAAGAUUUUCUUUUCACUUUUCUUUUUUUUUUAAUAAAGAUUACCUAGUACUAGUAAUAUUAUAUAUUACUAUAGACACUAACAGUAUAAGGUAAAUGCAGAUAUUGGGUGCCAUUCCAUAUCACACAGCCGCCAUGUUGGUUGCAACGACCCGUGAACUUUAACAGGUUUACAGGUCAUAGCCAUGGCAACCAAUAUUGUGGCAGUGUAAAAAUAAGAUAACUAGACUAAGGUCUGCUAAAAUUAGGAAUAAAAUGUUAAAAUUUAAUGAAAAAAUGUCCACUGGCACAUAAAUUUCGUGAUAAACGUAGCUACUUUAUUGUAUCCAUCUAGAUAUGUGGCAAGAAGCAUCAGUGACGUGCGGUCGUUCCCUUUCCUCAUGUAAUUUCAGCCGGUACACCCACAUCCUCAUGUCCCCUAGUCCUUGGACCGUUGGGGCGCCACAGGUGACAUGUGAACCAUCCUCCUCCAUUCCUCUCUGUCUUCAGCACUACGCACUGCAUCGCCCAGUGUUAGUCCUGUCCACUCUUUGAAGUUAUCCUCCCAUCUUUUUCUUUGUCUUUCUCUUCUUCUCCCUCCUUUUGUGGUGCCCUAUAAUAUUUCUUGGCAAGCCCUUGUUACGUGGCCGUACCAUUGUAGUUUGCGUUUUUUCACAGUCACCAGUAGGUCAUCGUACUCCCCAAUUGCCUGACGAACCCUUUCUUUCACUGUAUCAUUGGAGAUAUGUUCCCUAUAGCAGAUGCCAAAAAUGCUUCUGAAGCAUCUCAUCUCCAUCGCCUUUAUUUUCUUUUCAAGGUCGGCUGUUAAUUUCCAGGAUUCGCAGGCAUAUAGGAAAAUGGAGAGGACUAAUGAGCGCAUCAGCCUGAUUUUGGUCCAAGGCCAAGGGGUUAUAUUUUUGUCAUUCCAUAUUUUCUUGAGCCUCAUUAGUGCUGUUGUAGUCUGCGCAAUCCUGGACAUCAGUUCGGGCUUGGAGCCUUCUUCUGAGACUAUUGCUCCUAGGUAUUUGAAGCUGUCGACAGUCUCUAAUCUAUCCUCCCCGACCUUAAUUUCAGUGGUGAUGCCUGUAUUAUUUGUAAUCAGUUUUGUCUUUUCGGCACUGAUUAGCUUGCUGUAGGACGACGAGGUCUUAUCGAGGCGCUUUACCAGGUUGGCUAGCUCUUCUUCGUUCCCAGCUAGUCCCUAUGUCGUCCGCAAAUUCACUGUCACUAAUUUAGUAAACCUAACAUGAACUUUAAAUCUAUCCCAAACCUAACCUGAACCUUUAAACUAGCCCUACAACGUCAAGUAAAAAAAAUGUGUGCGACUGCAGUUAAACUUACACGCUGUGGCUAGAAAACUAUAAAAAUUAAGAAAAACAAUAAAAUAAAAAUAAUUGCAAAAUAAAUAAAUAAAUAAUGAAAACCCUACUUACAGUUUCAUAGAAUACACUUUUACACAUUUUAUUUCGGGUUCCACCAAAAAUAAUAUCCAAAAUUUGUCAGAAAAUCAAUCAAAUACUAUAAAAAUCGGUUUUUAAAUAUGGCAGAAAGUGUAAUGAAUAUGCAAAUGUGACAACUAUUUUAUUAUGAGGGUGUAGCUGUUGGAUGACAAUUUAUUCAUUUUUUUUGUGGGGGGUGGGAAUAUACUACAAUUAAUUAAUCCGGAUCAACGCUCCCAUCGUCGAUUUGAAAUUAAAAUUGUGGCGUAUCGACGAUUGAAUAGUCGAUGUAUAAAAACCUGUUUAUUUCAGUUCUUUUCUUAGCUAUUGGUAUUUAGUUAUUUUAAAUCAAUUUUAGAAUGAUUUUCCUUUGUAUAUACAUCAGGUUUUUCUGUUUGAACGAAGAACAAAUUUUUUGAAGCUGUUUUUUUGAUUGUCCAUUUUAUUUUUGUUUACAAACAUGAAAUCUUGACCUGACCCAUCUGGUGAUCGAUCUAAUAAAGGUGGAAAAUAUUACUCUGAUGAUGAUUCAGACAGUGAUUUUAUGAUUUCAGGCUGAUUCUGUUGAAUCGUAUGAUUAUAAUCCUAGUAUUAGUGGUACUAGUGACAAAAUAAUGAAAUUGGUAAUUCAUCAGCUGAUGAACAACCAGCCCCGCCCCCAGCUAAAGGGCACAUCCAUAUGGAUUGUUUUUUAGGCUUACCCAGAUGGAAAUAUGUGAAAAAUGUAUGGUAAAUUUUCCAUUUACCAUUAUAAAUGUUAGUACAUACAAAGAUACAGUGCAAUUAUAUUCUAAAUAGCAAUAGAUUGUUUCCAGUGGACGUGGAAUGAGUGAAAUUUUUUUUCAAAUUUUUUGUGUGGCGGUGAUAAUGGAUAAUGUGCUCUGAGGUUUAAUUUUUUCUUUCUUGAAAGUUGAUCUUUAUUAUUUGUGAUGCACAUAUGGAUAUACUUCAGGUAAAAAACAUUUUUUUUACACUUUGGAUUAUAUAUUUCUCUUUGUGUGACUUGGAAUGAGCGUUUUGUGAACAUUUGGUAAGUUUUUAAAAAUAAAUUUUUAUUUUCCUUAAAUCACAUUUAUUUAUUAAAAUUUAAACCCAAGUCUUGUUUGCUUGCAAAGAGCAUGCAUUUCCCUUUAAUUCCAUACCAAUAUUAACAUUUUCUGAUUUAAAAAAAAAAAGUUAUGAAGGUUUAGAGACAACAUAUCCUGUAGCUAUAAAAAAAUUUUAUGCACAAAUAUUGAUAAUUAUUUCAUUGACUAUGUGAUAUUAUUUUAUCCUUAAAAUUUGAGAGCUUUACUUUAAGAAUAAAGCCAGGCUUUAAGCACAACAAUUAAUAACAAAACAGGUGUAACCUAUUACUAUUACUAAUUACUCUGGUUCCCUGAUUAUUUGUUAUGUAUUUUUAUGUAUAUGGAUUUUGAAUAUAAAUGUCUAUUAUUAAAAUUAUGGGUAAUUUAUUAUACUAUUUCAUAAUCACAAACUACAACAUGCCAAUGGAGUAAGUGGCAACGAAAAUCAAUACAAUGAUCUGGUGAAUAUACAAAAGCAAAUGCUUCUGCUUCUCUGGCUCCUAAACGUUGAAAUUUGCGACCAGACUGAGAAAUAGCCCUCUUGAUUGUAACAAUAAAAGCUAACUCAAAUGGGGGCAGUUAUUCUUAAUCCACCAUUGACAUGGCUGGAUGUAUGUCAUGGAUGAGGUUAACACUUGCAUCCAAAUGCCUAUACAGUUGUUGAAGGGUAAAGCAGCUUCUGGGGAAAAUUUACACAUCUUAAAUAUGUCACAGUAGGCAAUGUUUUAUUCUUUUUGAAAGUAUUACCCUCAUGGGUAAAAAGAGAAUUUUUAAAAUUGGACCUUUUAAUAAAUAUAAAUAUUUAUAAAUGCAAUUUUGGAAGACAUUAUCUAGGGCCUCAGAAACUAUUUGGCAACACAUGGUUCUAUGAAGAAAUAGAUACAGGACUUGUUUAAUACUAAUUUAUAUUGCCUUGGGCUUCAAAAAUAUUUUCUUAGCAGAUAUAACUUAUAAAAUUUGCUCAUCACUGUAAAAGUUUGCCAACCAAUCAUCUAAGAGAAUGCAGAUUUAUACAAUUUUGAUUUUUUAAAUAGAAUUCUAGACUUUUAUGUAAUCUCUCUUUUUUCAGGUAUUGAUUACAAGACCACAACUAUUCUGCUAGAUGGAAAACGUGUAAAAUUACAGCUCUGGUAUGGACAUUUUUGAGUUGCCAUGUUUUCAGAUAAUUCAAUCAACACUAAAUUUAUGUUUAUAAACACAAUAUCCAUUGUAGUAAAUGUCAGUAAAGAUUGUAGUAAAAAUUGUAUAUUUUAAAAAAAAGAUAACUUUUUAAAGAGGGUAUAAGCCAUGCAAAAAAUUAUUGUUUAUUAUUUUGUUUUUGCAUGCAGAAUUCUUUAAUCAGCAUGCUUAAGAUUGUAUCAAUAUCUUUAUUAGGGUCACAUCUGGACAAGGGCGUUUCUGUACAAUAUUAAGAUCUUACUCUCGAGGUGCUCAGGUAAUCUGUAGAUUUAUCUUUCCUUUUUUUUUUUUUUUUUUUUUUUUUUUUUUUUUUUUUUUUUUUUUUUUUUUUUUUUUUUUUUUUACAUGUUUACAAAGUAAUUAGUAGAAUUAGAGCUCUUUAUGCACUGAAAAUGAAGCAUAAAAAUUAAAAAGAAUUGAAGUCGGAGCUACCCGACCGGAAACUCUUAUGCCCCCCCCUCCCCAGCCUCAAUUCGCAGAAUAUCUCCUCCUUUUACAGAGGGGAGAUGUCAUGAACAAGCUCCCUGGGAUGUAUCGCCCUUGUGGUGAAUUAUCCAGUCACCCCAGUUUUACAUUAAAGAGAUUAUAUUCUAUCAUAUUUCACUAAUAGAUUGUUUUAAUAAUAAUAGAAUUAAUGUAGUUUGACUCAAUUGAGUGCCUUAAAAAAUAUUGUGGCAGUAAUUAUUUAUAAGUGACUAGCAAAAGAAAAGUGAACCGUCUAUAAGUUUUAAAACUCACAAUUUCUUUUAAUGUUAAUUAAUUGUAACACACCCUACCCCCUACCCCAAUACACUCAGCCUCCCCCUCAACAUACACACCAUACAAAAUAUUUAAAAUGAUUAACAUUCAUCUUUGUAUAAAUCUUUAUUUAGGGCAUAUUACUUGUUUAUGACAUCACAAACAAAUGGUCUUUUGAUGGCAUCGACAGGUGGAUUAAAGAGAUUGAUGAGGUAUGCUGUUGUUAUUUUAUGACUUGUACGUCCUUAUAUCCACAAUCUAUCCUUAUAUCCACAAUCUAUUCUUAUUUGUUUAAUCCUCCACACCCCCUUGCUUUAAAAAAAUUAUUUAUCUGUUUUCUCCCUUAAAUUUUAUAAUGUUAUUUUCUACGGCAGCAUGCACCCGGUGUUCCCAAGAUUUUGGUGGGGAACAGGUUACAUCUGGCAUUUAGACGUCAAAUAAGCGAAGCUUGUGCGGAGCAGUAUGCAGAGAAAAACAACAUGGCGUUUUUUGAAGUCAGUCCACUUUGUGAUUUUAAUGUUACCGAGUCGUUUGCUGAACUGUCACGGCUUGCUCUGAAAAGAAAUGGCAUGAGUCGAGCGUUUGGAUUAAAUAAAGGUAUUGCGAUGGUUUAUUUACCUUGGGUCAAUAGCCUUGUAGGAUAAACUAAAAUGGACAAAUGUAUUUUCAGCAUAUGGAUCAACAUUCUGAUCAAGGUAACAAUUUUUAAACUUGCGUAAUUUAAAUAUAUAAAAAUAUGUAGAAGUUAAUUAGAUAGCUUCUCACUCUAGGUAUAUUUUAUAACAACAGAUGACUUGAUUUGUAUUCAAAAUAUUUUGCCAAGUUUGCUGCUGUCUUACAAAUUAAAAAUGUUUUAGGUUUCUAACUCAGGGCUUUCUGCUUCCCAAAUUUCUGCCCAACUGGGAUGUUGUGUCCAUUCCAUCAUGUUAUGUUCACGUAGCAUGGAACUAACCUCCCAUCGCAAGGAACUACCCUCCCAUAGCAUGGAAAUACUCUGCCAUAGCAUGAAACUACUCUCCCAUAGCAUGAAACUAUACUCCCAUAGCAUGGAACUACUCUCCUGCCGCAUGAAACUUCUCUACCGUAGCAUGGAACUACUCACUCAUAGCAUGGAACUUCUCCCCCAUAGCAUGGAACUACUCUUCUGCUGCAUGGAACUAAUCUCCCAUAGCAUAAAAAUACUCUCUUGUAGCAUGGAACUACCCUCCUGUAGCAAUGAACUACUCUCCCUUAGAAUGAAACUACGCUCCCAUAGCAUGGAACUACUCUGCCAUAGCAUGGAACUACUCUCCUGUAGCAAUGAACUACUCUCCCUUAGAAUGAAACUACGCUCCCAUAGCAUGGAACUACUCUGCCAUAGCAUGGAACUACUCUCCUGUAGCAAUGAACUACUCUCCCUUAGAAUGAAACUACGCUCCCAUAGCAUGGAACUACUCUGCCAUAGCAUGGAACUACUCUCCUGUAGCAAUGAACUACUCUCCCAAAGAAGGAACUACUCUCCCAUAUCAUGGCACUACCUGGAGAAAUCAAAACCUGCUAUUCUUUAGUUGGGGGCAGAAAAUUUACCAAUAAUUUCCUGAAAUAAAAAAAAGACUUUACAACGUCAAAUCUACGAAUUUUAGUUUGUGUUAAAAAAUUGAGGACAUGGACAUGAAUAGAAGGUUCAAAGAAUAUUGUUGAUGUUUGUAAGGGGAAAAUAUCAUUUAUGUUUUCAAAUGGGAUUAAUGGGUUAUUCUGUUAUUAGGAAACCAAAUUGAGUCUUACUGUAAAUACCUUAAUAACUCUUUUUAUCAAUGCAAGUGCUUACAUUUUUAUACAACUUGUAAUGGGUACCCUUUUCAAUUUCAGUGCUGAGUCUCCAGGAGCUGGCUUGCAGAACAGUUGUGUCUUGUACCACUAUCUAUGGCAUUGAACAGUUGCCUUUACCCAACAGUAUCAAAUCCCACUUGAAGUCAUAUGCGCUCACAAACAAGACCCGUGCACGCAUGCUGAGUUUUGUCCACAGGGACAAGCACAAGAAGGUCAAGUAUCUCAACCCGUGCGAGUCCCCGCCAAUGAACUGCCGCAAGAGUUGCAUCAUCACCUAGUGAAACCGUACUCGGCUGUCGUUUCGCUGUGGUUGUUGGCCUGUAUAAAUCCCGUUGUAUAUAAUCGUGAAUGAUUAAGAGAGACUUCAUCAAAUCAGGGUUCAUGCCCCUGUCUCUCUUUUGCCAUCAAUUCAGUGAUGAAGAUAGAUCCUUUAUUGGAACUUUACAAAAAUAGUGACCAGAUGAAGUGGAUGGAUACAAUUCUUCUCCACAGAAUAAAUGAAGCUCUAAGACAGGUCCACACAAAGUGGUGGUCGACAAACCAGCUUUGGUUAGCAAGUCCUUAGUCACUGGUCAAGCUGGCUGGAACAUUUAAGAAAUAAAAUGACAAUACAUAAUAUAUCAUUUGGGCACCAGUCCCUGCUGGAAUGUGGAUAUUUGCUGCCUGUUCUUCACACUGCAACAUUUGGGAAGCACUGACCUAUUACACCGAAGGGGAUUGCCAGAUUCUGAAAUCUCAUGGUUCCCUACAUCUAAAGCUCUAUCAUUUUUGUGUUUAUUUCUGUAGUUGCCAUGGAGCACAGAAUAUUCAUCCUUGCCAGUGUCUAAAUUCUAAUUGAAAUAUUAAAACAUUGUUAACUGUGGGUAGGCACUCUAGCAGCCUUGUGUUGACACAGUUUAGAGAAAAAUUUCCGUCUCAUCAAAUUGGUCAGAGAAUAUAGCAUUGCGUUAUAUUAGGUUGACCCAAAAGUUGUGUGCGACAUCAUAUUUACCUUGACCUGUUAUGUGAAAUUAGAUUUAAGCAUUCAUCAAAAUGGUGGUAAAUUUUAUCUUUAAACAUCCAUCCAAGGAUGCUUUGUUUGCUCUCAUAGCUUAAUGUUAGAAACAUCUAGCCACCCACCACUUGGUUUCCCAAAUGUCUGAAAACUCUCCACCAAUCUCAUUACUAUGAUGGUUAAUUCGAACUAAUUAAUUAUUGAUCAUAUUAUGUAUUUUUUGGGCAGAUGUAAAUACACUAAUGACCUAUACAAGAUGCUGUUAAUUUUUUGGCAUAUUUUCAAUAGUUUUUGUGAUCAUCACAUUGAAUUUGUAUCUGUCAUUCAUUACUGUAAAUAGGUGUAUCAACAAUGUCUGAACAAUUAUAUCAACUAAUCAAAGUCAUCCAUUCUCUACAUGUGUGGCAUGUUUAUUGCAAGAUUUUCCUACAAAGAAUAGAACUCAAUUUAGAAAAUGCUUUCAAGUUAACAAGUCCACAUAGACUUAUUGAAAGCUAAGUGACAUAAAAUUAUUUAUAGUCCAUUCUAAUAAUAAUAAUUUAUGUGGGUGCUGUUACCCACAGGCCCAUUAAUAAUAUUUGCAUUGGUUGGUAAAGCAUUAUAGUAAUAAUGGAAUUGCUAGGGUCGCCAGAUAAAAAAAGUUAAAAAAACUGCUGAACAGGAUUCCUGCAUUUCUUUCUUUAAUUCUCCAUCAGCUGUCUUUAUUAACCAAGGUAAAAAACAACAAAUUCAAAUUAAAUUAUGA
This is a messenger RNA of Lymnaea stagnalis (great pond snail), 8334 nucleotides long. The record is from the annotation of a GenBank genome assembly. NCBI's taxonomy places the organism in Eukaryota, Metazoa, Mollusca, Gastropoda, Lymnaeidae.